Messenger RNA from Caenorhabditis elegans, 531 nucleotides. NCBI's taxonomy places the organism in Eukaryota, Metazoa, Nematoda, Chromadorea, Rhabditida, Rhabditidae. The record is from the annotation of a RefSeq genome assembly.
CCUUAUUAUGUUCCAGACCAGAAACAGGCGCUGCAGGAGGUUUUUGAGAUGCUCCCCGAGCUCCCCAAAGAGCUCCAAACCUCAAAAAUCUUCGUUCUAGCCACAGAUUUCCGGUUUAUAGUACUACCCGUGUUUUUUAUGUCGACCCUAUUAUUGCUGGAAUCCGGAAUUUUCACAUUUUUGAUCUACAAAAAUAUGAGCGCCCAAAGCAAGGAGCUCUCCCUAUCCCCACAAACUAUAAAAAUGCAAAAGCAGUUCCUACGAGCCCUGAACAUCCAAACCUGCAUCCCACUUGCCAUACUCUUGAUCCCACUGUGCUAUUUGGUGAUUUCCCGGGUUUUCCUGAUCUACAACCAAGUUGCUAACAAUUUUUGUUUUAUAACCAUCGGAGCCCACGGCCUGUUUUCCACGCUUAUCAUGCUCUAUAUACAUAUUCCGUAUCGAAAUUUCUGUGUGGAUAAGUUGUGCUCAAAGGUACCUGGCUUCAAGAGGAGAACGUCACGGGUGGUGCAGCUAUUUGGAUCACUUUGA